Molecule: messenger RNA, 421 nt
Organism: Cottoperca gobio
Lineage: Eukaryota; Metazoa; Chordata; Actinopteri; Perciformes; Bovichtidae
Gene: cox7c
Product: cytochrome c oxidase subunit 7C
Exons: 3
Coding region: 96-287 (63 amino acids)
Biological process (GO): mitochondrial electron transport, cytochrome c to oxygen
Cellular component (GO): respiratory chain complex IV
Source: RefSeq, a predicted model, not a curated record
CUUUGCGCCCCUCUACCGCCGGUCUGCUCACAGAAACAAGAAGGUUGAAUAUAACAGCGUUGCGGCUAGAAGCAAGAAGAAACCAGACUGUAAUCAUGUUGGGACAAGCUGUGAGACGAUUCACAACGUCUGCUGUUCGUUCUUCACACUAUGGUGAAGGACCAGGGAAUAACCUGCCAUUUUCCGUGCAGAACAAGUGGCGUCUGCUCGCCGGGAUGGUGCUGUUCUUCGGCAGUGGCUUUGCAUUCCCCUUCGUCGUCGUCAGACAUCACAUCCUGAAGAAGUAAAAUGGACAUGUGCUAUUACUCAGCCUUUAAGGUUGUCAGCUGGAACAUAUUUAUCCAUCAGAGUGUUAUCCACGCUGAAGAAUGGGAAUCUCAUAAUUUUCUUUGUAAAUAAAGUUUGCUCCAAUACAACAAAA